Messenger RNA from Anneissia japonica, 694 nucleotides. RefSeq names its product calbindin-32-like. The record is from RefSeq and is a predicted model, not a curated record. The transcript has 6 exons. Lineage: Eukaryota; Metazoa; Echinodermata; Crinoidea; Comatulida; Comatulidae. Gene Ontology annotation, molecular function: calcium ion binding. Bases 159 to 458 code for a protein of 99 amino acids.
CAUGUGAAGCAACAAUGAUUAUUUCAAUAAUAAUGAGAAUAUGAGAUCAGGUAUUUUAACGAGGUCGUGUUGUGUUUUGUAUUUGGCCCGUCCUUCUAUCCCAAGUCGGUUCGUGUUUCCAAUUGUUGUAGAACAUCAAUAUCGUAUUUAUUUGUACAAUGGCAGAAUCUAAAGACUUUCUAUCAAAAUUUCACUUGGAAGCAGGUAUCAGCAGCAAGGACUUCCAGAAAAUAUGGAAAAACUAUGAUACUGAUGAAAACGGUUACAUUGAACAAGGGGAAUUGGAGAACCUAAUUAAGGACCUUAUGAUGCAAGCUGAUGAAGAAGUCACGCCUGCCUCAAUGCAAGCAUAUAAAAAACAUAUUAUGACAUUUUUCGACUCAAAUACCGAUGGAAGAUUGGACGUUAAAGAAAUGCUCAAAAUGUUUCCUGUUAAAGACCCAUCGUCUUCAGCAUAAUCAUACGAGUUUUCGAAAUUGGGCACUGAUGCGAUAGAAGCUACCAAAAGCAAUCUGGCCCUGUCAUGAAAAUAUCAUGUCAGUUACCUACAACAUGAUAGGCCUACAGACAGUAUUAAUAGCCAAGCAUCUGUUUUGUUUUCUGUUUAUCGUCAUAAUUUGCACUCGCUCUGACAUAGCAUUUCAAUAGCACAACUGUCUUUGAAUGAAUGAAGCUACUAUUAGCCUACACCACA